CCUUCCUUCUGACUGCAGCUGGUAAUCCAGCUGUCCUUAGUGAACCAUCGCUGGGAAGCAGCCUCCUCCGAGGGGGCGUUGCUGCCGGAGCUGGGAUGAGGAGGGACCCAUCGUUGGGAGCAGGGAUCGAGAGGGAAGAGGUUUCCUGCACGGGAAUCACGAUCUUGACGCAGUGAGGCUUCUCGGAGGCUGACCAGUUGACAUGGAUUUCGGAGGUUUGGAAACAGUUGUGGCCAAUUCUGCUUACGUGGCGGCCCGGGGCAGCAAUGACAGCGCCUCGGCCUUUGCCACGAGGGACAAGAAGAUGCGGGCCCGUCUGAAGCUGCCGCCUGUGGCGCAGUGCGAGCACCUGAGGGAGGAGAUCGACCUGAGCUUCAGGAGCAUCUGCUGCCAACAGCCAAUCGGGAAGAAGCUCUUCCAGGAGCAGCUGACGAACACGGAGCAAUUCAAGAUGGCCGCUGGCCUGUGGCAGGACAUGGAGGCCUACACCACCUCGGAGGAGGCCCAGCGCGCCCCCCUCGCCCAGACCAUCGUCAACAAGUACUACGACUCCGACUCGCAAGACUUCUGCUCCUUCCUGGGCGAGAAGGCCAUCAUCCGGGUCAAGGAGGACCACAGGAACGGGCACAGCCAGCUCUUCCGCGAGUCGGAGCAGCAGCUGCUGACCUACCUGGAGUCCCACGCCCUGGACGGCUACAAGGCCAGCGACCUCUUCCUCAGGUUCCUGCAGUUCAAGUGGCUGGAGGCCCAGGCCGUGGGGGAGGAGUGGUUCACGGACUUCAGGGUCCUGGGCAAGGGGGGCUUCGGGGAGGUGUGCGCCUGCCAGAUGAAAGCCACGGGCAAGAUGUACGCCAACAAGAAACUGAACAAGAAAAGGCUGAAGAAACGGAAGGGGCACGAGGCUGCGAUCGUUGAGAAGCGGAUUCUUGCCAAGGUUCACAGUCGUUUCAUUGUAACCCUGGCCUAUGCCUUUCAGACCAAACAUGAGUUGUGUCUGGUUAUGACCUUAAUGAAUGGAGGAGACCUCAGGUAA
Molecule: messenger RNA, 1033 nt
Organism: Carcharodon carcharias (great white shark)
Lineage: Eukaryota; Metazoa; Chordata; Chondrichthyes; Lamniformes; Lamnidae
Product: rhodopsin kinase GRK1-like
Exons: 3
Coding region: 203-1033 (276 amino acids)
Biological process (GO): protein phosphorylation; signal transduction; regulation of signal transduction
Cellular component (GO): cytoplasm
Molecular function (GO): ATP binding; G protein-coupled receptor kinase activity
Source: RefSeq, a predicted model, not a curated record